Rhineura floridana is the source of this 3551-nucleotide messenger RNA. RefSeq names its product ETS variant transcription factor 5 (gene ETV5). The transcript has 13 exons. Gene Ontology annotation, biological process: cell differentiation; regulation of transcription by RNA polymerase II. The record is from RefSeq and is a predicted model, not a curated record. Gene Ontology annotation, molecular function: sequence-specific DNA binding; DNA-binding transcription factor activity, RNA polymerase II-specific. Gene Ontology annotation, cellular component: nucleus. Lineage: Eukaryota; Metazoa; Chordata; Lepidosauria; Squamata; Rhineuridae. Bases 209 to 1750 code for a protein of 513 amino acids.
AGAGGGUGGGGCGGGCUCUGGAGGCCGCUCAGGGGCUCCGGCAGCAACCCAAAGAAGACACAGGGCUUCUAGCGACUGCACAGCGGCAUCGCGCUAGUUCUAUAGCCAGUCUUAAAUCCACCAGAACUAGAUUCUGAAAACUCUUCUCAUCCUGGAAUUACUCGAUGCUAAAAACAUUCAAGGGAAUAUUAAAGAAUUGGCAAGCACAAUGGAUGGUUUUUAUGACCAGCAGGUCCCUUUCAUGGUCCCUGGGAAACCUUGCACAGAUGAAUGUCGCGGGAGGCCAGUGAAUGACAGAAAAAGGAAGUUUCAGGACACUGACUUGGCUCAUGAUUCUGAAGAAUUGUUUCAGGAUCUCAGCCAGCUGCAGGAGGCUUGGUUAGCUGAAGCCCAAGUUCCCGAUGAUGAACAGUUUGUCCCAGAUUUCCAGUCCGAUAACUUGGUACUUCAUGCACCACCCCCAGCUAAGAUCAAGAGGGAACUCCACAGCCCUUCAUCUGAGUUGUCCACCUGUAGUCACGAACAGGUGCUCUGUGCUAAUUAUGGAGAAAAGUGCCUCUACAACUAUUGUGCCUACGACAGGAAGCCCCCUGCUGGUUUCAAGCCAUUAACUCCACCUACCACCCCAGCAUCACCUGCCCUCCAGAGUACCUCUCUUCCACCCCCACCUCUGCCAGAAGCACCUGUCCAGACUCCCGCCCAUGUCCCUACAACAGGCCCUCUGCAAGGCCCCCCCCCUCCAUCUGUCCCUCAUGCUCUUCAGGAACCAAGGCAGCAAACCUUUGCUGUUCCUCGACCACCUCAUCACCCUAUUCAGAUGCCAAAGAUGAUGCCUGAAAACCAGUAUCCACCAGAACACAGGUUUCAGAGACAGAUGUCUGAACCUUGCCACCCAUAUUCCCAGCCAGGAGUUUCUGGGGAAAAUCGCCCCAUCUAUCACAGGCAGAUGUCAGAGCCUAUUGUCCCUGCAGCUGCCCAUCCUCCUCAGGGAUUCAAGCAGGAAUACCAUGACCCACUCUAUGAUCAUGGGGUCCCAGGCAUUCCAGGGCCCCCAAGGCAUGGAUUCCAGUCUCCAAUGGGAAUCAAGCAAGAGCCCAGGGACUACUGCAUUGAUUCAGAAGUGCCUAACUGUCAGUCUACAUAUGUAAGAGGAGGAGGAGGAGGCUACUUCCCCAACAGCCAUGAUGGAUUUCCCUAUGAGAAAGAUGCCCGUUUGUACUUUGACGACACUUGUGUUGUUCCAGAGAGGAUGGAAGGUAAAGUGAAGCAAGAACCCACAGUAUAUCGUGAAGGGCCUCCAUACCAGAGAAGAGGGUCACUCCAGCUGUGGCAGUUCCUUGUCACACUCCUUGAUGACCCAGCCAACGCCCACUUCAUUGCGUGGACCGGCAGGGGUAUGGAGUUCAAGCUGAUUGAGCCAGAAGAGGUAGCUCGUCGGUGGGGAAUCCAGAAGAAUCGGCCGGCGAUGAACUAUGACAAACUCAGCCGCUCUCUUCGCUACUACUAUGAAAAAGGCAUAAUGCAAAAGGUGGCCGGAGAGCGGUAUGUCUACAAGUUUGUUUGUGACCCCGAUGCCCUCUUCUCCAUGGCCUUCCCUGACAAUCAGCGCCCAUUCUUAAAAGCUGAACCAGACUGCCAUGUGAAUGAAGAUGACACCUUACCUCUGACACACUUUGAAGAUAACUCUGCGUACCUCCUAGAGCUGGAUCACUGCAGCAACCUCCCCUACGCUGAGGGCUUUGCUUACUGACUUGCUGAGCAGCUGAAUGCUGACAGUAGAGACUCCAGUUCCAACAAAUAAGGGCAAAUGGUUUUUGUAAAGGAUUUCUGCUGUUCAUGAAGCGGCUCUUUGCAAAUAUUAUCAGAAGAGCCUAAAAUACUUAAUGGCCCUCCAAAUUGAAGACAGCCAGUAGCAUGGCUAGUGAAUAGGACCUCCGGUUGCUGACUGCUUCAGCUACAACCAUGAAGAACAAUUGGAGAAGGAGUUCCAACAGGGAUGUCUUCUGGAACCUGUUGCUAGGGUCAUGUGUGACAUACAUGUUCACAGGACUUGAAUAGACAGUGUGUGAUUAGCAAAUGUCAAGAAAAUAUGCUAUAUAACAAUCACAAUUUUUGUAUCUACCUUGUAUAAUGGAAAGGGCUUGGAACUGCAGAGGAACCAGUGCAGUGUAAGCCCUUUGGAAUGGGUCAUGGCUUAGUGUGGUGCUUCUGGCAUGGCUGAAUUAGCUCAGUCCUCUGGGUUCUCAGUAUACAGCUCUUCAAUCUGAAAAAGGCUUUUCUUCUGAUUCUUUUUUGUUUGUUUGUUUGUUUGUUUGUAUUAGGAAAAAAUGUUCUGUAAUAAGCAACCCAACAUAAAGGACAGCACUUACACAGCAGAUCCCUAUGAGCCCAGCAGGCUCUUGGCCACACUCUCUGUUACAAGGCUGCACAUGGAUGGCUUGCUUUUAUGGGGUAAGGGGACUUGGCCAAAACCCUUUUUAUGUUGUGGGGCAACAUUUGUAACUACAGUUUUGUAGGUUUUUGUAUCUAAGGCACAACCAGCUUUUAGCAGUGCUGAGCUGCUGCUUUCUUGCUUCCGGAGGCGCUGAUGCUAAGGGUGCUGCAGCUUGGACAGGGUUCCUCUUGCCCUACCAUGCCCAGCUUUGUGCUGUUCUGCAGUGGAUCCUGUCCAGGACAGUUUGUACACUGUGCUCUGCAUUCAGAGUAUGCUCCUGUGCAGCAGCAAAUGCAAGCUGUUCGGCUUUUCCUGUGACUGGAGACUGUAUGUAUAUAAUACAAGACGGCUCCAGCCAUUGAACUUCCCCAAGGUAGGACAGUUCUCACCCUGUGGCAGCAUUGCCUUGUUACAGCUGAACCACCUUUUCCAGUUCUUACUAGGCUUGCAAGCAAAAGAGAUGCAGAAUGUGUAUACAGACACGUUUUUAGCUUCAUUUGUAAGUUGCUUUACCCUUCAAUUCAUGCAAGUUGCAUAUUUUAAGAGGAUUUUUUAAAAAGAAAAAAUAUAACUUGGUUUGUAAAAAUUCAGAGAGGAAGGGGAGGAGGUCAGAGUUGCUUAGUAUAUAUAAAAUAUAUCUGGAUCCUUCAGAAAUUUCUCCUCUUCUUCCUGUGAGCCUCAUUGGCAUGCACCUGUAAUAUGCUUGACCCAAAUAUGCAUAUAUUUCCCUGCGGGCUCGCAAGUUUUGUUGUAAAUGCUGUAUAGGAUUUCUCUUUCUGCUUUGAUAACUUUGUUUGGGUUUUUGACUAACUUUUUUUUAAGUGUGAAGAUUAACUCUUUUUAGACAACUCAGCAACUCUCCCCAGAAUGCAUUAAGUGGCCUGUCACAAAGCACAGGGCAUCAGUAAAAUCAGCUGCGGCCCCCAUUAUGCCCCAGGGCUUAACAAAACCAAUGGUGUUUUUGUUUCAUUUUGGUAUGGGAAGUCGAUAGUGCAGAAAGGGUAAAUCUGAGGAUUGAUGUGAAAUGACUAUUGCCUGAGCAGGGCUAUAUAAUAUAUCUCCUGCAAAGCUGCAUUACAUUCUGUACUGUGUACAAUAAAGGAUUUUUGCUUUCUGU